AUGGAUGAGCUGCAGGAGUUGGUAACACAUAACAGCCAUGGAGGAAGAGAAGCCACCGGACCAGCAGCAUUGCCCCCAAUGACCCCAAAACUAGAGCUAACAGUCGAUGAAGUGAUCGAUGAAUAUGUUGGGUCGUUAGGAUUUUCGCAGCUCAUACAUGUCUUCUUGGUGUCUCUGGCAUGGGUUUUUGAUUCCCAGAACACCUUGGUUACUAUCUUCAGUGACGCAAAGCCCUCUUGGGCGUGCAAGGGUGGUGGGUCUUGGUGUGAUCCUGGUUCAACCGGGUCAGUCUGCAAGGUUGAAUCGGGGCAUUGGGAGUGGAUCAGAGGGAACGGUAGCUCGACCAUAGCUGAGUGGGGAAUCAUCUGCGACCGAAAGUUUUAUGCUGGCAUACCUGCAUCCUUGUUCUUUCUUGGUUCAAUCUUGGGAUCUGCCGCUUAUGGCUGCUUGGCAGGCUCAUAUCUAGGAAGGAAGAGAGCAGUGCUUGUCUCAUGCCUCCUAACAUCCAUAACUGCCUUCCUCACAUCCUUUUCUCCUAAUGUUUGGAUCUAUGCCCUCCUUUGCUUCUCUAAUGGGUUUGCUUGGUCUGGCAUUGGUAUUUGCUGCUUUGUCCUCUCGACAGAAGUCAUAGGACGAAAAUGGCGAGGCCAAGUUGGACAAUAUGGCUUCUUCUUCUUCACUACAGGCUUCCUUUCACUUUCCUUGAUUGCCUACCCAAACAGAACAUCUUGGAGAAACAUCUACAAGAUCAUAUCCCUUCUCCCCUUCCUCUACUCCAUUUUGAUCCUUCCUUUUGUGUCCGAGUCACCUCGUUGGCUCAUUGUUAGAGGAAGAAACAAAGAAGCUUUGCAAAUCUUAAAUAAGUUGGCAAGACUGAAUGGGAAGAAGCUUCCACAGAAUUUAACCAUUUCAAACUCAUCCACCAACAUGAAUGAAUCUGUAUCAACCAAGAGCUUGUGGUCUGCAAGAUGGGCUGCUAAGAGGAUGCUCACAGUUAUGAUUGCUGGUUUUGGAGUUGGGUUUUUAUACUAUGGCAUCCAACUAAACGUCGAGAACUUGAACUUGGAUCUUUACUUCACGGUCGUACUAAAUGCCCUCGUGGAAAUUCCAGCAGUGCUCAUCGGUAUUGUGCUCCUGAGUUUCACAGAUCGCCGUCUUCUAAUCUCAUCAUCAGCUUACAUCGCUGGAGUGUCAUGCAUCCUAUGUAUCUUCUUCUCUAGGAAGAACACUGGCAAUAAGGAACAAGUGGAGGGUGAAGCUAAAAAUAACUGGCCUCAGUUAACCAUGGAAGCAAUCGGAAUCAUGGCAGCUUCAAAAGUCUUUGAUGUCCUAUAUAUAUUCUGUGUCGAGCUGUUCCCUACGAAUGUCAGGAACUUUGCUGUAUCAAUGUUGCGACAAGCACUGAUGCUGGGAGCCUCAAUUGCACCACUUCUGGUAGUGUUAGGCCGUUUGAGCCCAUCACUCUCUUUUCUGGCAUUUGGAGCCCUCGGUAUAUUCAGUGGGCUUGUGAUAAUAUGGCUUCCUGAGACUAGGAAUGCCCCUCUUUAUGAGACAUUGGAGCAGCAAGAGGAGGAAAAGCUAGCUUCUUUCUCCAAUUUAGGAGUAGAACUGGAAAGCAUUGAAGUAGUUUCAGUAUGGUAUUCCCAUCCUUUGUUAGCAUCCAUGUAAACGACCAACAAACGUGAAAUAGUUAUCAUCUGUAAGUCUUCUGCUACUGUACUAAACAUCAGCAAUCUCCACUGUGAAUCACCCUAGAUAAAUGUUUCCAUCUUCUUUCA
Molecule: messenger RNA, 1778 nt
Organism: Macadamia integrifolia
Lineage: Eukaryota; Viridiplantae; Streptophyta; Magnoliopsida; Proteales; Proteaceae
Product: organic cation/carnitine transporter 1-like
Exons: 2
Coding region: 1-1668 (555 amino acids)
Biological process (GO): transmembrane transport
Cellular component (GO): membrane
Molecular function (GO): transmembrane transporter activity
Source: RefSeq, a predicted model, not a curated record